CUGGCUCGUGCGCGCGCGCGCGCGUGGCGUCUCCGUCCUCCCGGAGUAGGCUCCCCGGCCUUCCCGGACGCAGGCGCUGCGGCGGCCUCACCUGCUGUCCAGCCCGCCUUCUCCGGAACUGGCCAAGCGCGCGCACACGCUUCGCGUUACCGUGGUUACGAGAAAGCGGGGGUGGGGGGGGAGAGGAGACACCUUAACGCUACGCGUCCCUUCUCUAUUCUCGCGAGAGCCCGCCCGGCGUCGAUCCAUUUCCGGCCCGUAGGCCUGAGUCCGUUCCCGAAAGCCCUCGGUUCCGGGGUACCACACUUCCGGGCGCGGCUUCUCUUCCGCCUGAUGGGGCGAGUUCCAGGCUGAGCCCGGAUGCUGCGGAUGCUGCGUGGCUUGCGGGGCGUGGCGCACAGCGACUGCAGAUGAGAGAGUCCCCGAGUUGAAUGUCUCAGCGAUGGCUGCUCCCUGGAGGUGCGCCCUGUUGGUGGUCCUGGCGUCCCAGGUGGUGUCCCUGGUGAAAUGCUUGGAGGAGGACGACGACGUUCCGGAGGAGUGGCUCCUUCUGCACGUGGUCCAGGGCCAGAUAGGAGCCGGGAAUUACAGCUACUUGCGGUUGAACCACGAGGGUAAGAUUAUUCUCAGGAUGCAGAGCCUCAGAGGGGAUGCGGACCUGUACGUCUCCGACAGCACUCUGCACCCAAGCUUCGACGAGUACGAGCUGCAGUCGGUCACUUGCGGCCAGGAUGUGGUGUCUAUCCCGGCGCACUUCCAGCGCCCGGUGGGGAUAGGAAUUUAUGGGCACCCGUCACACCAUGAAAGCGACUUUGAGAUGAGGGUAUACUCUGACAGAACUGUGGAUCAGUACCCAUUCGGAGAGGCUGCCUAUCCUGCUGACCCCACAGGAGCCGGUCAGAACCAAGCUUACGCUCCAGAGGAGGCAGCCCAAGAAGAGGAAUCAGCCCUCUGGGCGAUAUUGAUUAGCGUUUUGAAACUGGUGCUUGAAAUUCUCUUCUGAACCCUUAUUUGCACGGAGCUAUUAGUUUGCUGCGGACCUUGACCUGGUGAAAUUCUGGUUACUUUCUCUAGACUAGGAUGGAAAAAUAAAGCCAUACAGUUUUGUUACCUCAGUUUACUCCCCCACGCAGGAAAAGCAGCAAGCACAAUAUUUUAGAGAUUAAAAUUCCUAUAAAAAGGAGUCUGCUCAAUAAAAUGUUUAAAUGCAUUUUGGUUAGUCAGGUGAGUAAGAAGAUUAUUGCAUUAGCAGGCUGUGUAAGUCAGAUUUGUACUAGUGCAGAUGAAAUAUAAAGGCUCAUGACUGUAGAAUGUCUUCUAUAGACAUACUAAAAUGGAGUACAGCCCUUGCAGUUUUAAAGAGGUUCUAAAGCCAGGUCGGAAAUGCAAUGACAGCUUCUUCCCAGAGCCUGUGUGCACAGUAGGGAUGUGGCCCCUGGCACUCGAGCCAGCUUUCCUGCCAGGCAAGCAUUGACACAGUUUGUUGUCAUACCAGUUGUACCAGAUGUUGGGCCCUCUGCCCUUUCCUGUUGGCCAGACUGGAGUGCUCUGGUUAUUGAGUAACUGAUACUACCUGAGCAGGUCAAAGAUAGUCGUGGCAGACAGUAACUUUUCAGACUCAAGAAGAAAUAUUUCAAAUUAAGUUGCUACCUCUUUCUGCUGAUCUCUGGAAAAAGACAGCACUAAGAGACUAAAAUCUGGGGAAAUGAGCCAUUUCUCUGACUUUUUCUUUCAAGGGUACGAGUUGCUAAUAAUGAAAUAAAUAAACUUGAAGAUGUUUAAGGUCGUAGUUAAUUUCAAAAAAAGUUCUUUAUUGGCAUAAAAAUGAAAGUGUAAAUAAAUUGGCACCAAAUAUCCCAAACUGAGGGUGGGGUCAAAACCCUAUUUUAUCCCUCUUUGCUGUUUUUUCCCCUUCUGCCCACUUUCCUGGGUGUUGGGGGAGCUCGCUGACAACAGUCACAAAUCCAGCGACCUAGGAGAAAAAUUGUUAGUUAAUAUGGAGUGGAAUUCUAUUUUUAUAGGACUGAGUACAAACCACCUAAAUUCAUUCCUGAGCUGUCCUCUCUGGGAUUUUUUUUCCAGUGGGGAGGGAAGUACUGAGUUCCUUAAGCCAAGGUAGAAAAUGUAAACAACCCUUAAUCAGUGUAACCAAUGCAGUGUGGAAUUCAGUGCACGGACAAGAGGGGAAAGAGCACGAAACAAUCAUUGGUACCUAAAAAAAUAUAAUGUAAUCCUAAAAUUCAAAUACCAUGCUUUUAAAACCUCAACAACACAAUCCUAAUGAGGAACUUGUUAAUGGACCUGGCUUUCUAUGGCCCCUUCCACUGUUAGGACAGCACUUUAAAACUAGCACCUGUACACACUCUUGAGCUGAAUUACUGCAGAUCCUUGAUUGAUUAUUCACGUUGCUCACUGACGGAUUCCAGGAAACUGAGUUUUAUAGAGUACUAUACAGUGUUAACUAUGCAACUAAGUCCUUAAAAUUGCACAAUUACCUGUAUGUUUCAAUAGGAUUACUGUGAUUUACUAUUUGAUUCUGUGUCCACCCUAAAGUCAUCUGGAAUUGUCAUGCUGCCUCACUUUAUAGAAAGAUGUCUUAGUAUAUAUAAAGGUAUAGCAGUCACUUUGUUAAGUUUCUAAAUAGACAAACUUAAAAAUAAAAUGAAAGCAUUGAAACAAA
Molecule: messenger RNA, 2680 nt
Organism: Mesocricetus auratus (golden hamster)
Lineage: Eukaryota; Metazoa; Chordata; Mammalia; Rodentia; Cricetidae
Gene: CUNH6orf120
Product: chromosome unknown C6orf120 homolog
Exons: 2
Coding region: 443-1003 (186 amino acids)
Source: RefSeq, a predicted model, not a curated record